Leptopilina heterotoma is the source of this 648-nucleotide messenger RNA. RefSeq lists its product as uncharacterized. The record is from RefSeq and is a predicted model, not a curated record. Lineage: Eukaryota; Metazoa; Arthropoda; Insecta; Hymenoptera; Figitidae. The transcript is spliced from 3 exons. Bases 340 to 648 code for a protein of 102 amino acids.
UUGAUUUAAAAAUUUUCAUCAUCAAAUUCAUAAUCAGCGGAACCUAUAAAGGCCUACGAGAAACGAAUUACGAAGGGAAUCCGAUGAAUUUUUACAAAACUUGACCACCAUGUUGGAUUCGCCAUUUUGAAUUUUUAUAUAUUGACUUCAGAUUCGUAAUCAGCGGUGAGAAAUCUUAAAGAAACCGCAUUUCAUUUAAUUUUUUGAAAAUUUUUUGCGGAGUGAUUAUUGUGAUUAUAUUCACAGUGUACAAAUUUUGACACUUCAGUUAUGUGUUGUUUAUGCUCUUUAUUUUCUCCCCCAACACUUUUUUAAUAAUUCACAUAAAUAUUUACGUUGAUGGGCGAAGAAAAGGAAUGCCCUUGCUCCGAUUCAUCAGUGUCCUCAAAUCUAUCAUCCUCCAUAUCAACGGAAAAUGGAAGUGACAAAUUCAAAAAUAAAAUUCCAACAUCAAAGUACAAUGAGUGCAAUCAAUUUUUGGAAAAUCGACUCACAUCAACUUCUUGUCGUGGGGAAAAUUCAAAUUUAAAAAAUGAUGAAAAACUUUGCAUUUGUCAAACUUUUGGAACAGCUGAAAAUAGAAUUCCAGUGAAUUGUAAAUCAGGUAAUAUUUUCACUUCUGUUUUGAAGUGUUUAAUUAUAAUAUAA